Molecule: messenger RNA, 4836 nt
Organism: Nilaparvata lugens (brown planthopper)
Lineage: Eukaryota; Metazoa; Arthropoda; Insecta; Hemiptera; Delphacidae
Product: importin-4
Exons: 16
Coding region: 141-3431 (1096 amino acids)
Biological process (GO): protein import into nucleus
Cellular component (GO): cytoplasm; nucleus
Molecular function (GO): nuclear import signal receptor activity; small GTPase binding
Source: RefSeq, a predicted model, not a curated record
AGCAAUCAGCUGUACUACAGGUGAAUCCGUUUCAGGUUCAGAUAUUCUGUGAUAAUAUUAUGGCAAAUAAUUAGUUGGUUAUUAAAUUUUCAAGAUUAAAAUAAUUUUUCAUUAUUUUGACUCAUAUGAUUCAUUGAAAAAUGGAGAGUAUCCUCGAAAAAUUGCUUGUUGCUGAUAACAAUAGCAUUCAAGAGGGAACAAAAGAACUUCGUGAGGCCUUCAAGGAUCCCGGAGUUAUAUCUUCACUGUGUAACGUUCUUGUAUCUUCGAGCAAUCCACAAGUUCGACAAUAUGCAGCUGUUCUUCUCCGAAAAAGGCUAUCUAAAUCACAGCAUUGGACCAGACUCAGUGCUGAAGCAAAAGCUGGCAUCAAAGAAGGUUUGAUACAAGUGUAUGUCAAGGAGCAGGAGAAAGUGGUGAAGAACGCGAUCGUUCAACUGAUUGGAACAAUAAUGAAACUAGAGUCCGGUAAAUUGGGUUGGCCAGAGAUGAUGGAGUGCUUGAAAAUGUGGGUCAAUAGCAGUGUAAUGGAGGAAAAAUUGCUCGGCCUGUUUGCCUUGAGCAUUCUAGCGGAAGUGGUGCCUGAUGUGUUCAUGGAGCAAUACCCGGUUGCCUUGUACUUCAGCCAAAUGCUAGUGCAGACUCUGCGCAUGCCAGACAUCUCGGCAAGCCCGCUCGCCCAUCUAACUCUGGUCUGCCUGGCCCACUUCGCUCCUCCUGUACAACAUGAUCAAAUAGCAGCUCUGUACACGGAGUCGAUCCCAACGAUGUUGGCGUUGAUCGGCGACCUGGCCAAGAACCGGCCGGGCAAUUCGGCCCUGGAAGCGAUGCAGGUGAUCGACGAGCUGCUAGAGAACAACCCAGCCGUGCUGCAGCCCUACCUCAGACUGCUCGUCAACUUCUGUCUGGACAUCGCCGUCACCCGGCUGCCCAACAUCACUGACGAGAUGCGCAACAAAGCGCUCAACACGCUCAGCGAGGUGGUCAGGGUCAAGAAGAGGGUGAUAGUUCGCGACGACCUGGUCUCGCCGAUACUGCGAGUAGUGUUCGAGCUGAUUGGAAAGAUCCCGGCAGGAAGCGCGGAUGGGGGAGAGGAGGAGGAACAGGAGGAGUACUUUGUGGACGACGAGGAUGACUCCACCCCCACCACCUGUGCCAAUCAGCUGUUGGAUACCAUGGCGCUGCAUCUCCCACCUGAUAAGCUCCUGCCUUUGCUGAUGGAAUACGUGGAACCGAGCGUGACCAGCGCCGACCCUUGCGCUCGGAAGGCGGCCUACCUGAGCAUGGCAAUGGUGUCCGAGGGAUGCGCAGACUAUGUGCGCACCAAACACCUGGAGCAGUUUCUGCGCUACGUGUGUCAGGGCAUCACCGAGCAGAACACCCCAGUCAGGAAUGCCGCCCUCUUUGCGCUCGGACAGUUCUCCGAGCACUUGCAGCCGGAGAUCAGCGUGUACUCUAAAGAGCUGAUGCCGGUGCUGAUGGAGUUUUUGGUGGAGCUGAACAAGGCGGGGGCGGUGGGUGACGGGGGUGGUGAGGUGGCCAGGAAGGCCGGUGUCGACCGCAUGUUCUACGCGCUGGAGAUGUUCUGCGAGAACCUGGACGAGGCACUGCUGCCCUACCUGCAGCCCCUCAUGGAGCACCUGUUGCCGCUCGUAGUGCCCCCGCACGCCACACAUGUGCGCGAGCUCGCCAUCAGUGCUAUCGGCGCUACCGCAAACGCGGCCAAGACGAACAUGUUGCCUUAUUUUGAAACUGUGAUGAAGCAUUUGCAACAUUAUUUAACUGAAGAACAAACCGAAGAAACGCUGUGCUUGCAAAUCCAGGCUGUUGACACAGUGGGCGUGUUUGCGCGCACAGUGGGCGCCGAUAACUUCAUGCCGAUGGCGGUGGAGAGCAUCGAGCUGGGCCUGAAGCUGCUGUCUAAGGUCGAUGACCCUGACCUGCGCAAAGCCGUCUACGGUCUGUUCGCAUCCGUGUCCAGUGUGCUCAAGCUCAACAUGGCCUCCUAUCUGCCUGCCAUCUUGGAGCCGAUUAUGAACUCGGUCAAAAGCGAGGAUGGCAUUGUGGCUCACUACGACGACGAAACGAGUGUAUUCCCCGACCCAGAUGAGUUGAGUGGUGAGGAGGGGGACGAGGAGGACAUCGACAAGGACUCGGAUAUCAGUUCUGAUGACGUCACAGCUUACACUGUUGUCAACGCCUAUGUCGAGGAAAAGGAGGAAGCGUGCCUGGCACUGAAGGAGGUGGCGGCGAACACGUGCCACGCCUUCCUGCCGUUCCUGCACGCCUGCUUCGAAGAGACCAUCAAACUGCUGCGAUUCCCUCACGACUAUGUCAAGAAGGCCGCGCUCGAGGCCGUCACUCAGUUUGUCAUCAACUUCUUCGACCCUGUCUCUCAGCAGUCGCAGGAAGUGAAACGAGAAGCACUAAGCCUGCUGAUUCCGAAACUGUCAGAGAUGGUUCGCACGGAGGAGGAGAUCGAGGUGGUGAUGGUGGCUCUGAACAGCUUCACCGAACUGCUCAAGGAGCUCGGAUCCGACGCUGUUCAGGGCGAGGGUCACUCCGAGGCUGUGCUCGAGUGUAUCAAGGAUGUGCUCACUCACAAGACGGAAUGCCAGAACGACAUGGACGAAGACGAGGAGGCGAUGGAUGAGGAGGCGGAACAGGACGAGCUGCUGGUGGAGAGUGCGGGGGAGAUAGUGCCGCAUCUGGGCAAGGCCCUCGGCCCUGAGGCCUUCAGCUACCACUACAGUCACCUGCUACCGCUCUUCCAAGCACUCACCAAGAAGAAGUGUUCGCCGGCGCAGCGCUCGUUCGGCGUGGGCGUGAUCGCCGAAUGCAUGUCGGCACUGGGCGAGCGAACAGUGGUCUUCAAGGACACACUGUUACCGCUGUUGAUCGGCCUUAGCAGCGAUCGCGACGCCGACGUUCGCAACAACGCCAUAUUCGCGCUCGGCGAACUAGCGCUGCACGCCAAGGCCGGACUGUUCGCCGAAUACGCGCAGGUGCUGCACGCGUUGUCCACUGCCGUCGCGACGGAGACGCAUGCCGCCACGCUCGACAAUAUUGUCGCCGCGCUUGCAAGACUCAUUGUCACCAAUGUCGACGCUAUACCGCUCGAUCAGGUGUUGCCAGUCUACGUCCAGUACCUGCCAUUGCGCGAGGAUUACGAAGAAAACAAAUGGAUCUUCAAAAGUUUCGAAAUACUCUAUCAGAAAGGAUCAGACUCGUUGCGAAAUCUGCUAGUGCCAGUAAUAAAGAUAUCUACCAGCGUCAUUCAUAAAGAGCAAAUCGAGCCAGAGAAUAAGGAUCUGGUGAUCAAUUUGCUGCGGCAGUGCCAUCUUGAUUUUCCCAACGAUUGUGUGACGGCUGCUUCUCAAAUGACUCCUGAGGAAGCAGAAAUUCUGCGCAGCAUCUGCACUGCUUCAUAGUGAUUCAAUUGUGCAAAUUUUCACAUUUAAAAGACUGCGAAGUAAUCGUUCAGAAGAGAUUGUUCGGAUACGAUAUUUACAUCUAAAAGACUGCAAAGUGAUGACGAGAUAGUUCAGAAGUGUCUUAUAUUUCAAAGAGGGAAUUGCUGUUGUUUCAAGUCCGAUUUCCAUUGUAAAUUUUUUGAUACAACUUGAGCAGCAACUUUUGUCUUGAUCGAAUUGUUGCAAAUGAUUUCAAACAAAACAAAUUUACCGUGCAUUCUGUCAUACUGAAGUGAUUGUGCUGCUUGUUAGCAGACGGUUAAAAACGUUUGAAAUAAAUUUUUUAUGUCUUCUUAAUCAGCAAUCAUAAUAUUUGAAGGGAACAUAAUAUUUUCUUGAAAACAGGACUUUGGAACAUACAGUACUAUUAGUGCGAGUUCUGAUAUCAGUUGAAAGGCGAUUUUUACUUUCAUAUAUUGAUCAUAAUGAAUAUCAUGAUUUCAAUAAGGUUUAAAGCAUGCAAGAUAGCAUGCACUUUACCAUAUCUAUAAAUGCUCGGUUGCACAAGCCGGUUAAAUAUUAAUCAUGAUUAAAUUCCAAUAAAAUCAAUCUGAGAAGGACUUUGAAAAGAAGUCUAAUCUGAUUGGUUCUCGUGACAUUUAAUCGGGAUUAGAGGUUAACAGUCUUUUGUGCAACCGGGUGAAUAGAACUCGCUAUUAUGACUGACGUAAGCUAUCUACUAAGAAGAAGCUGUCAAUUUUUGAUAAGUAUUUAAAAUUAUAUAUAUAAUAUAGUUUUAUUGAAUCAAGAAAUGUUAUAUCGUUAUAGUGCUUUAAUUUGUUUAUGCUAACACUUGCUUUUGUUUCUUUGUAAAUUUAUAUAUGUUUUGUUAUCAAAUACCGCUUAAUCUAAUAGGUUUUCUCAUAUAUUUCGAAUCUCUCUUGUAGUAGAUAUGCACAAUUAAAUUGUGAAGCAAUAUAUUUGAGCAUAAUUUGUCAAUUGAGUUGGUUCCUUAUUCGAUAUUCUAUGGAGAAAUAUAAAUUUCUAGUUUGUAUUGUGCGCUUUGCCCUAUUUUUUCCAAUCUAUUCAAUUUAGAGAAAUGUUGAGAUUUCGAGGAUUUUUUUUUUCAUUUAUAACUUUAAAGAUCUUAUUCUAAAGUUCGAGUAUAACAAAUAUGAUUUCUAUGGUGGUAAUAAUAAUUGUAUGAAAUUAAUUUACAUCGACGCUUCUGAUUUCAUUUGGAGAAAAAAAAUUGUUUGUGCUAGUCGAAGAUUAAUAACGUACCCACCCUUAUAUCUAUGAAAGAAAUAAUUUUUCAAGUAGUGCUAAGCUAUAUAUAUUUACAGAUUCAAAUGCUUUUAUGUAAUGGGAAAUUUGCAAUAUGUGAUAAAAAGGCUUUUGAAACAUGUAUUUUUAUAAAAUA